GCGCUGCUUUGAUGAAAAUCGUCGAAGUGUACAAGGAGAUCCAAGACCAGCAGAUGAAUAUCUUGAAAGCGUUCUACGUGGAUCUCCUGGUGCCGCUUGAAACAAACCUCGAAAAGGAUACAAAAGUUGUUCAGUCGGAGCAGAAGAGAUUCCUGCAACAGCAUAAACAACGAGCAGAGACGUAUAGCAAGGCUGCGGCUAUGAUGAAGAAGCAGAGGAAGAAGUCGAGAAGCUCUACGAAAACUGGACUGGCUAUGGACAAAGAACUGAAAAAUAUGCAAGUAUUGGAGGAAGAGAAAACCAAGUUGGAUGCUUUCUGCGAACAGAGUUUGAAAAAUGCAAUGACUCAAGAACGCAGACGAUACGGUUUUGUUCUGGAAAGGCACUGCUCUCUGGCCAAACACUAUCUUUCAUAUCACACUCAAGGAGUAGCCGUAUAUCAACACAACCUGGAGAAAUGGUCGGAAGUGGCAAAAACCCGUGAAUUUCUACCCGAAACCGUUGAGAAUAUAUUCAGCAAUCGACUGAGGCAAAUUUCCGUUUGGCACGAUGAGGAUGUUUAUUCGAGCCCCCGGAGCCCGCACUUCGACGACGACGGUAUUAGCAUCUCCUCGCAGUUGAGAAAAACAAAGAGCAUGGAUGCUUCCUGCUUGGAUAUCCGUUCGAUCGGAGAUGUGGGAUCACCUGUGACCACUUUAUCCAGAGCCAAAUCCGAAUACAAUUUGAAUUCAUCCACUCAUUCGCUGGAGCAAGAUGAGACACCGACGCGCCGUCCGAAAUCGAUGGCUGUACCUCCGGUGCCGCCGCCGCAAUGGGACACGCAAUUAGCGAGGGCCUUAUAUGCAUAUCUCUCCAGUGGCGAGAAUCAGCUCAGUUUCCUUGAAGGGGAUCUGAUUGCGCUGAUCGGGGAAAGAAAUAAGGGAUGGCAAUUUGGGGAGAAUUUGCGUACGCAGUGCAGCGGAUGGUUCCCUUUGGCUUACACCGAAGUUCUGGACGAUUCAUCACUUUCCCCGACGCACGCGAGCAGUUCAGGAAGCGGAAACGCAAACAUAGGUCAGCAUCCGAUGUCUCCAGGCGGUGGCGGCGGUUCGGGUUCAUCCCCCGGUAAUGUCAAUGUCAAUGAACCGCCCACCCCACGUAUGUUUGGCGAUACCCUUCAUCUGCAUAGAUCAUCCGCUAACGCUAAGCAGAUUCGACGUGCGAUCGGUUCUAACAACAUACCACCACCGGCACUGCCCGCACCUGUCCCAACCCCAUCUCUGCCAUAUCACAAGACCGGAAUGACCCAAUCUCAAAGCACUAACUUCUCAUCGAAAACUAAUACGGAGGCAACGUUCCAAUCCCCGUAUUCCCAAACGGGCAUUAAAAGCUCCGCUUCCAGUUUCAAUUUCACUACCCCGUCGACGGGAUCGUAUUCCACCCAUCCGCAACCGUCGCGAUCCGACAGGCCCACGGCCGGAGCCCCAUUGCCUCUCCACUUGCAGUCCAAGGGUAGCAAAAUCGGGGGUCCCGUCGGUAAUGUUUCGUUGCACAGCAGCAACGAUUCGGGAUUCAGCAACGAUCCACCACCCCAACCGGAAAUUGAUUACUCGGACGAUGAUUCCAUCCCAGGCCAGACCAAACUGCCGGCUCGAAAUAGUAAGCAUCGUCGUGAGGUGAACAGUGAUGACAAUAACAAUAUGCGUAAAAUGGCCCCAAUCCGUCAGUCCACAAGUUCUGGCAAUUUAAUCGAAAAGAACUAUUACAUAUCGGAUGAUCAGGAUAAUGUGCGGUACACGGGAGAAAGGAAGGGUCUUGUGAAGCGUACGAAAUCGUUUUGGCGUUUCGGUAGGAACGGAUCGGACAAUGAAAUAUUGGAGGGCAUGUCGCUGUGGAAGCAUCGCGAUUUAGUCGAUGUGCCGGAGAAGAAGAAGUCUCUGAAGCAUCCAAUUGUGGAAAAGCCGAAGAAGCCUAGCAGGGAUACUUCUAACGAUUCCGAAAAGACGUUGUUAAAUAACUACGAGGAGGAGAGAUGUAGGAAACCGGUGGAGCCGGCACCCAGGCACAGACCGAGCUUUAGAGAAAAACCUCAAAAGAUGACUAUGCCCAAGGAAAACAAGAAUAACAAGAAUGAUGAUUAUGAAAGUAGCUUUGAGAAGCGUAAGGAUGAUCAGUUUUAUGAUGACGGAGAUGACGGACUUAUGAUGCGCACAGUGAAUAGGAAGAACAUUCUUCAGCAGUACACUAAUGACUCCACUGGGCCCGAUUCGGAGAGCGAAUCGGAGAUCACCAGUGAUGACCCGUACGAUUGUAUAGUGGUUGAUGAUCAGAAGGUCCGCAAGAACGGAGAGCAGUUCCCGAAUGUGGCUGCGAUCGGCCGCAAGCUGGAGAAGUUAUCGAAGAACACGAAAUAUUCUCCGAACAAAGAGCCCCCCGCGAGGAAUUCGAUCAACGAGAAGAAUAACAACAUAAAUCUCAGGAACGAGCGGAAUAAAAUGGAAAAGAAUUCCCAGCUGGAGAGCGAGGAGAUUAUACAAUACCAGCCGCGCAGCAGCUUCAAGACGUUCGGCCACGAGAUCCAGAACAAUGAGAACGGGGAGAAGGAACCGAGGAAUAGCGAUCAAGACAGAUACUACCCGCAGCCCCGAAAACGCACCGAUCCCACCCCCAACAAAGACAAACGUCGUUAUUACGUCGAGCAGAAUAGUUUGAGUCACGAACGAAAGAUGCGACCCAGCUAUGAUAGCAUCGACUCCGAGAUUGAUCAAAGAGACAGCAGGAGCCAUCGCCGCAUGAACUCGGAUGUCGAGAAGAAGGAUAAGAUGAAAUACUACUCCAUGCAUCGGGAGAGUACGGCCGACGAGUACUCAGAUGCAGCGACUGAAAACCGCCAGUUCCUUCCGAGGACUAAACUCACUAAAACCAACAGUAAUAGCUCCAAGUAUCAGGAUCAGGAUGGAAGCAUGGCGGAAUAUGGUGAAACAUUGCAGAGGCGUCUGAAGAGCAACGAAUACGGCUCGAAAAUGGACGAGAAGUCUCUCCAUAAUGGAAACAUGUACGGACCAUGGUACGACCUCUGGGGACUCGAUGCAUCGGAUGACAAACAAUUUCGCAACCAUAAAGCUUCGGAAAAGUAGUAAGUCCGCCGACCGAUCCACAUCACUAAUUAUCGAAUAGGAUUAGUAACACAAACCCCCAUCCCCCUUAGAUUUGAUAAGUUAAUAUUAUAAGAGAGGAUAAACGAACAUAUAUUUACCAUAAAACCUAGUCUUAUGUCAUAAAACUGGUACUUGGUAACGUAAUAGGAGCAUAGCAAAUUACAUGUAAAAUAUAUUUUAUAAUAUAUACAUAAAUUUAGAGAAGAAAUGUCUUUUAUCGAUAUGCAUAUAACGGCGACAAGGAAGUCGACGAAGCUCAAAACUUAAUGUCUUGCUAAAUCAAAUGCACCCAUAAAUGAGGCCAUUGCACUCGACACAUCCAGUAACUACUAUGACUUAAUAUUCCAUCCCGUUGCGUAACGUAGUAUGAAAUUUUCAGUUUUUUUAAGCCCAAUAUUGUAAAACCGUUUCGAGUUUCAACUAGACACAAAGUGUUCUUUCACGCAGAUAGACAUAGAUUAUGUUUAACAAAAAAAAAUCAAAUAUAAUA
Messenger RNA from Nicrophorus vespilloides, 3627 nucleotides. RefSeq lists its product as uncharacterized. NCBI's taxonomy places the organism in Eukaryota, Metazoa, Arthropoda, Insecta, Coleoptera, Silphidae. The record is from RefSeq and is a predicted model, not a curated record. Gene Ontology annotation, biological process: actin crosslink formation; actin filament bundle assembly; positive regulation of actin filament polymerization. Gene Ontology annotation, molecular function: protein binding. Gene Ontology annotation, cellular component: nucleoplasm; cytosol.